Mucor velutinosus is the source of this 663-nucleotide messenger RNA. RefSeq lists its product as uncharacterized. Gene Ontology annotation, molecular function: transcription coactivator activity. Bases 1 to 663 code for a protein of 220 amino acids. The record is from RefSeq and is a predicted model, not a curated record. Lineage: Eukaryota; Fungi; Mucoromycota; Mucoromycetes; Mucorales; Mucoraceae. Gene Ontology annotation, cellular component: nucleus. The transcript has 5 exons. Gene Ontology annotation, biological process: transcription by RNA polymerase II.
AUGGCAAAGAAAGGACCCAACAGUAAAGCCGAAGCUGGUAAUGCCAAAAAGGCUGCUAACAAGGCUGAGAAGGAUAGAAAGGCAAGCGCUGCCGCUGAGGCUGCCGAGGCUGAUAAAUGGGCUCAAGGUGCCAAAGGCAAAAACAAUAAAAAGGAAGAAGCUGAAGCCAAGAAGGCUGCUGCUGCUGCCAAAAAGGCUGAAGCUGCUAAGCUUUUGGCCGAGGAAGAAAAGGAGUUCAAGAAGAAACCUACUUUGAAGGGUGUUGAUAAAAAAGCAGCUCAAAAAUCUGCUAAGCAUGAAGCUGCUAGUCAAGCCAGACGUGUUAUACCUGAAUUUUCUGCUACAGGUAUUGAUGACGCUCUUGAUCUUUUGUCAAUUGACGAAGGCUCAGUCAAGGCCAAGGAUAUUGAAAAGCACCCCGAGCGUCGAUUCAAGGCUGCUUUGGCUGCUUAUGAGGAGCGUGAGCUGCCUAGAUUCAAGGCUGAAAAUCCUGGAUUGCGUUUGACUCAAUUGAAGGAGUUGAUGUACAAGGCUUUCCAAAAAGCGCCCGAGAAUCCCUUCAAUCAAGGCAAUGUUCUGGCCUACAAUGCUACUCAAGAGGAUGCUCAAGCCAUGAAGGCCAACAAGAACAAAAAUAUUCAAGAUCGUCUCCGUACCAACUAA